Molecule: messenger RNA, 2334 nt
Organism: Trichoderma atroviride IMI 206040
Lineage: Eukaryota; Fungi; Ascomycota; Sordariomycetes; Hypocreales; Hypocreaceae
Biological process (GO): protein phosphorylation
Molecular function (GO): ATP binding; protein kinase activity
Source: RefSeq, a predicted model, not a curated record
GCGUCUUGCUCCCAAAGCCGUCCAGAGCAUCACGUUAUCUGAGGCCCCCCCACACGGACAUUGCAGCGAGCUACUACCGCUACCUGAGAGCCACUAAUUAGCCUUAACCCGACCCAUAGCCAACCUCCGUCUACGCAUUUCGUCUGCAGAGUACCAGCGCUCAAAGGUGCCCUCUAUCUGCGGAGAACCAAGAAUACACACAGAGGCAUUUUCGACUUUGUUUGCCCUCUCUUUUCUUUCUUCUGGCUGCCUGCGCAUCUUGGGUGGAUCGGAACAGCUGGAAGUGCUCAAAGCCGACCGCCAGGGCCUUCUUCCAAGAAUCUGCAUCAGGCUGCAUUUCCUGAGCUCCAUCAGCGACCUUUCCGACAAGCAUCGCCCACUUCACAGCGAAGGCUCGCACGCUGCUUGCUUCCAAGUUGAAAGAAACUUGGGAUUCUACCUACUGCCUAACGAUCGAGCCCGACCCAACCUUGAUCGACUUUUGCUCUGCGUCCAGUGCAACGGUCGUCUCGCCGCCAAUCCACCGCUUCCUCACCUGUUUGCAUCUCUACCUCGCCCAUCAUGUCUGAUCCGUUUGCACCGCGCACUAUGAAGCGCAAGAACGUCAAGGGCCUCGCCCUGACGCCAGCAGCGCCGCGUCCCUCGCCGACAGCCGAUACAAGUAGACGUGGCUCAGAAGUCAACAAAGACGAGGCUGGCAAAGAGGAGCAAUUGGAAAUUGGCAUUGAGUAUAAGCUCGACUUGAGACCAGAGGAGCUCGAGGUGCUGAAAGAACUCGGCUCUGGCAACGGCGGAACUGUCAGCAAAGUCAAACAUCUGACGACAGGAACAGUCAUGGCCCGCAAGGUGAUACACGUGGAAGCCAAAAAGGAGAUGCGAAGACGAAUCGUUCGAGAGCUCCAGAUUAUGCAUGGAUGCCACUCUGAUUAUAUUGUCACAUUUUAUGGCGCCUUUUUGAAUUCCAACAACGAUGUGAUUAUGUGUAUGGAGUAUAUGGAUGUUGGUGCACUUGACAGGGUUUCAAGUGUCUUUGGCCCGAUCCGUGUGGAUGUAUUGGGAAAGAUUGCAGAAGCAACUUUGGGCGGUCUGACAUAUCUCUACGUGAAACAUCAUAUUAUGCAUCGAGAUAUCAAGCCGUCAAACGUCCUCAUCAACUCUCGCGGUUCUAUCAAACUUUGUGAUUUCGGUGUGUCUGGAGAGUUGGUUAACUCCAUUGCCGACACCUUCGUUGGCACGUCGACAUACAUGGCACCCGAAAGAAUCCAGGGCGAAAAGUACACUGUCAAGUCAGACGUGUGGAGUUUUGGUCUGACCAUUAUGGAGCUUGCUAUUGGAAAAUUCCCUUUCAACACAAACGAGCACAUUGACGAGGAUGACUCGGGUCCGGCCGGAAUAUUGGAUCUGCUGCAGCAAAUUGUCAACGAGCCGGCUCCAAAGCUCCCCAAGAGCGACGCUUUCCCCAGCAUCUUGGAGGACAUGAUUCAGAAGUGCCUGUUCAAGGAGCCAGAAAAGCGACCUACCCCACAGGAGUUAUUUGAACGAGAUCCUUUUGUUCAGGCGGCCAAGAGGACCCCGGUGGAUCUCAAGGCGUGGGCUUUCAGUCUCAUGGAGAAAGACAACCGCAAGUCUCAUCUUGUACCCCAGAUAUCCCCCAGUGGUACCCAGGAUCUGCUUCGAUCUAGCGACUCAUCGCCAAGGUCGCGCAACAACGAGGAGCCCCAGUACGGCGAAAUCCCGAUUGCCGGAGUCGGUAUCUUCUCACCGAAAGAUCGAGCGCCCAUACAGGAUCGAUCACCCUCUCGAAAUGGCGUAGCCGCCGGUCGACCUGCUCAUCCGGGCCUCGGACAGCGAGGAGCCACCACCAAUUCGAUUCCUCAGGCCUCUUCCUCCAACGCCAACACCUUUAACCUCCCCGUCCGGCCAGCGCCGCCAACGAGCUCCUUUGCGCCACAAGGAGCACCACAAAAGCCCGUGUCGGCGGACGAAGUGCGAAGUCAGAGUCGAAGGCAGCCCAAAUUUGGUCUGCCCUCCAACCCCAAUCCUUCAUAUGGCGUAUAGGAUCCGCCACCAUAUUAUUGACCUCUCUGACUUCCAUGUCUCUGCAUCUUCUCACCAAUUCCUGCCUCAGCAUCAUGGCGGCGCAUCUUACUUUUGAUGAGACUCUCUCUUCUCUCUACGCUUUUCUCUUAUUAGAGGUGCCGAAUAAGGGAGAAUAGCCAAGGGAAGACUCUUUGGAGUGGGCUGUGGAAUCUGUGAAAUAGCAAUGAAUUUUCACUGGAAAAAUAUUCUGAUACACCUCAUUAGGAUGAAACGAUAGGAUUGUGUUUUAUGUUA